Globicephala melas (long-finned pilot whale) is the source of this 1940-nucleotide messenger RNA. RefSeq names its product OMA1 zinc metallopeptidase (gene OMA1). The record is from RefSeq and is a predicted model, not a curated record. Gene Ontology annotation, biological process: mitochondrial protein processing; protein quality control for misfolded or incompletely synthesized proteins. Gene Ontology annotation, cellular component: mitochondrial inner membrane. Gene Ontology annotation, molecular function: metalloendopeptidase activity. Lineage: Eukaryota; Metazoa; Chordata; Mammalia; Artiodactyla; Delphinidae.
GGCUUACAAAAGUAAUAACAUAUCCUGUAAAAGUUUAAACAGCGCGGAAAUAUAUGAGAUGGAAAUACUGAAUCCCUUACAACCAUCAUCCUGCCACCCCAAAUAACCACUGUGAAUGGUUUGAUAAUCAAGCAAAACAAAGAUGAGCUUCAUCUGUGGACUGCAGUUUGCUGCUAGAAACUGUGUUUUCUUCCGAUUUAAUUUACUGACCAGCUGGAGAAAAUGUAACACACAAGCUGUAACCUCACUGGACUGUCAUCAAGUGAAAAUUAACAAUAUAGUAAAUAAGUCUCUGGGCCUGGGAGUAAAUCAGGGUGAUAGAUGGACAUUUUUGCCUGAAAACGUUCAUUUCUGUAGGACUUUUAAUAACAAAAGAACAGGCUUCCUCUUGAGCACCAGAAGUAAGGAAACUUGGAUGAUUCCCCAAAAAUGUACUGCGUGGAAUAACUCUUUCUCAAGACAGCUACUGAUGAAAGACGUUCUAGUAGUUCCUGCGCUUUCAGUGGUGCAUCCUCUAAACUGUUUACCCACAAGAGACAUCAGGAGUUUCCAUACUUCUCCACGGUUUCAAGCUGCUCCGGUUCCUCUCUUGUUGACGAUUCUUAAACCAGUGCAGAAGCUACUGGCUAUCAUUGUGGGCAGGGGCAUAAGGAAAUGGUGGCAGGCACUUCCUCCUAACAAGAAGGAACUAUUUAAAGAAAGUGUAAGGAAGAAUAAAUGGAAGUUAUUCCUUGGUUUGAGUAGUUUUGGAUUGCUUUUUGUAGUAUUUUAUUUUACACACCUGGAAGUGAGUCCAGUCACAGGAAGGAGCAAGCUUCUAUUACUGGGGAAAGAACAUUUCAGACUUUUAUCAGAACUGGAAUAUGAAGCAUGGAUGGAAGAAUUUAAAAAUGAUAUGCUAACUGAGAAAGACACCCGAUACAUGGCUGUUAAAGAAGUGGUUCAUCAUUUAAUUGAAUGCAAUAAAGAUAUUCCAGGGAUCUCUGAGAUCAAUUGGAUAAUUCACGUGGUUGAUUCCCCAGAUAUAAAUGCCUUUGUGCUUCCAAACGGACAAGUGUUUAUCUUCACUGGGCUUUUAAAUAGUGUGACUGAUAUUCAUCAGCUGUCCUUCCUUCUGGGCCAUGAAAUAGCACAUGCAGUACUUGAACAUGCCGCAGAAAAGGCUAGCUUGGUUCAUUUCCUGGAUUUCCUAGGUCUGAUUUUUCUCACAAUGAUUUGGGCCAUUUGUCCUCGAGAUAGUUUGGCACUUUUGGGCCAGUGGAUUCAGUCUAAAUUGCAGGAGUUUAUGUUUGAUAGACCAUAUAGUAGAACACUGGAGGCUGAAGCUGACAAAAUUGGACUACAACUUGCUGCAAAGGCUUGUGUGGACGUCAGAGCCAGUUCAGUGUUUUGGCAACAGAUGGAAUUUGCAGAAAGCCUCCAUGGUCUUCCCAAGUUGCCAGAAUGGUUAUCUACACACCCUUCUCAUGGAAAUCGAGCUGAGCACUUGGAUAGACUCAUACCUCAGGCACUCAAAAUUAGAGAGAGCUGUAAUUGCCCACCACUUUCUGGAACAGACCCUCGAUUACUGUUCAAACUCAGCAUGAAGAAUUUUCUUGAAGAAGCAGAGAAAGAAGACCUAAAUAUCACUGUUAAACCGAAAAUGGAUACUCUCCCCAUUCAAAACGAGAAGCAAAUAGCAUUAACGUGUAUAGUUGAGAAAAGAACUGGCAGUUGAAUUAAAAUUUAUGAGACACCAGAUACAUGAAGAAUGCAGUAAUCCUUAUCGUUUUCAUGUUACUUUUUUAAAAAUAUUGUUUGAAAUGAAAAAAAAAAGAGGAUACUCAGGGUCAAAUCAUGUAUAUUACAGGUAUUAUCUAAAUUCUUAUACUAGGUAUUUAUUUUUCAUAAAAUAUUGAUAUAUUUUACUCUAUUUUAAAAUAUCUUCAAUGAGGAAGAUG